UUACUUGCAGUGCCAUCUUUGAACGCACAUUUCAUGCAAUAUAUAUAGUAGUGACAUCUAACUGAGUUUAGGUGCAUCUUCCUCAUCACAUUUUUUCCAUUCAAUGUAUGAACAGGUUAUACAAACGUAAACAGAUUCUAAAAUAUGUUUACAAAGUUCUUUCAUUAUCCAUCAAAUGCAAAUUUUAGAGAUAAACUAUGAAUCACGUGCAAGUAGUUCCUACUUUGACAUUUUAAUCAUUGAUUUUUGUUUUAGUAAAGCACUAAAGUAUUGAAUUAAAAAAAUGACUAGUGAAACGCAAAUCACUAAUAUUGUAAAUGACAUUUUAAAAGUGGAAGCUAUCGAAGAAGCUUUUAGUUGUGUUCUUGUACAUCAUCCAAAUAGUGAAAACGAAAAACUAGCAACAUGGCAAACAGAAUUGACUUCUGCUAUGUCCAACUUACCCAAAGAACAGCAAGAAGGUGCUGUAAGGCAAUUUUUAUCUAUGGCAGCAGCUAUGACUAAUCAUAGAAGGCUGCAAUUAUUAUUGUCGCUGCUAGAAAAUUUAGUUACCUCUAAUGUGUUGCCGGCAAGACUUGUAUGCGAGUGUAUAUUAAGUUGUGACAAACUACAGUAUCAGUUAGAAGAUUUUUGGGUAGAAUGCUUCGUCCUUAUUAGACAUAUAAUUGGAGGAGUUGAUUAUAAGGGCGUUAGAGAAAUAAUGAAAGGAUGCAAAGAAAAAGCUCAAACAAUCCCAGCAAGAUUGAAUACAUCUAUUCAACCACAAUUAAAGGCACUAGAGAAUGUAAUUGAAUACAUUUUUGAUAGAAGUGCUUGCCUUUUACCUGGAUAUUUUAUAGUGAAUGAAAUUCAGAAAGCUUAUCCGGAUGGAAAAAAUUGGCCACAUUGGAAACUAGCAAAGCUACUUUCAAAUUUUGUUGAGAGCUUUCGCAACACGGCACAAAUGGUGUCCAUAGUAGGACACUCAAAAAUGUUGCCGGUAGUGGAACAUACCGGCUAUGCAGAUUUGAUUAACCCAUGGGUACUCGAUACAACUACAUUAAAAUUUUCAUUGAAAGGAAAUCUACCUUAUGAUGAAGAUUUGCUUAAACCGCAGACUGGAUUACUUAGAUACGUAUUAGAACAACCAUACAGUAGAGAUAUGGUGUGUUCAAUGCUUGGUUUACAGAAACAGCAAAAACAGCGAUGUGUAGCUUUGGAAGAACAGUUAGUGGAACUGGUAAUUCUAGCUAUGGAACGCGCAGAAAAUGAAUCUCUACCAGCAGAGGGGACAGAUGGAACUGUAGCAAAUCACUAUGUGUGGUUACAUCUCUCGUCGCAACUCAUAUAUUUCGUACUUUUUUCGUACGCUUGUUUCCCCAGUAUCGUAAUGGCAAUACACGAUAAAUUAGCAGGCAGAGACUUAAGAAAGGGAAGAGACCACUUAAUGUGGGUCUUGUUACAGUUCAUAUCUGGAAGCAUCCAAAGAAACCCGUUAUCAAACUUUUUGCCAGUAUUAAAGUUAUAUGAUCUCCUUUAUCCGGAAAAGGAACCAUUACCUGUUCCAGAUUAUACUCAAGCAUUAUGUACUCAUCAAAUGGCCAUUACAUGUAUAUGGAUACAUUUAUUGAAAAAGGCUCAGUCUGAACAUUCAAAUAUUCAUAGACCAAUACCACAUACUUUGAAACUUCAUCACGAAUUUUUACAACACUUAGUUAUGCCAAAUACUUCUCUUUGUAUGGGUUCGGAUUAUCGCAUUGCUUUACUCUGUAAUGCAUAUUCAACAAACCAAGAAUAUUUUGGUAGACCAAUGGCAGCUCUAGUCGAUACCAUACUUGGUACUCAAAAAGGUCAGCAACAACAACCGAUGCAAACAUUGCAAAACAAUGCAGCUCUCGCAAGUGGGCCAACUACUCCGCUAUCAAUGUCCAUCUUAGAUUCGUUAACUGUUCAUUCAAAAAUGAGUUUGAUACACAGCAUUGUUACACAUGUUAUCAAACUAGCGCAGUCUAAGAGUAACAUGGCAUUAGCUCCUGCAUUAGUGGAAACUUACAGUAGACUACUUGUAUAUACCGAGAUUGAAAGUCUUGGUAUAAAAGGCUUCAUCAGCCAGUUACUUCCUACAGUUUUUAAAUCUCACGCAUGGGGAACAUUGUAUACCCUCCUGGAAAUGUUCAGUUAUAGGAUGCAUCAUAUACAACCGCAUUACAGAGUUCAACUUCUGUCCCAUUUACAUAGUCUCGCAGCUGUGCCUCAAACUAAUCAGACUCAACUGCAUCUGUGCGUAGAAAGCACUGCUCUUCGUUUAAUUACUGGUUUGGGGUCUGCCGAAGUGCAGCCGCAACUGUCAAGAUUUUUAUCGGAACCGAAGACUCUCGUAUCGGCAGAGUCUGAGGAGUUAAACAGAGCUUUAGUAUUAACAUUGGCACGGUCUAUGCACGUGACAGGAACAGGAUCAGAUAGUCACAGUGGUACAUGGUGCAAGGAACUGUUAAACACAAUCAUGCAGAACACACCACAUUCGUGGGCUAAUCAUACUCUCCAGUGUUUCCCUCCAGUUCUGAGUGAAUUCUUCCAACAAAAUAGUGUACCAAAGGAGAAUAAACAGCAGAUUAAGAAAGCUGUAGAAGAGGAGUAUCGGAACUGGGCUUCAAUGAGCAAUGAAAAUGACAUAAUAGCGCACUUUUCUGUACCUGGCACACCGCCUCUGUUUUUGUGUCUUUUGUGGAAGAUGAUUUUCGAGACUGAUCGUAUUAGUCCAAUUGCAUACAAAAUUUUAGAGAGAAUAGGAGCUCGAGCUCUGUCAGCCCAUCUUCGAAAGUUCUGUGAUUAUCUUGUGUUUGAGUUUGCUAACAGCGUAGGUGGUCAACAUGUAAAUAAAUGCGUAGAUACAAUCAACGAUAUGAUAUGGAAAUAUAAUAUAGUUACCAUUGACAGACUGAUUCUGUGUCUAGUAUUAAGAACUCACGAAGGUAGUGAAGCUCAAGUAUGCUUUUUCAUCAUUCAGUUGUUGUUACUCAAGGCUAUUGAGUUUCGUAACAGAGUGCAAGAGUUUGUUAAGGAAAAUUCACCGGAGCACUGGAAGCAAUCGAAUUGGCAUGAGAAGCAUCUUGCGUUCCAUAGAAAAUUCCCAGAAAAGUUUGCUCCUGAAGGUAUCAUGGAACAAGCUAGCGGAGGACCUAGUCAAUAUCAAAGUUUACCAGUUUACUUUGGGAACGUGUGCUUACGAUUUUUACCAGUUUUCGAUAUUGUUGUACAUAGAUAUCUAGAGAUUCCAGCAGUUUCAAAGAGUUUAGAAACAUUGUUAGAACACUUAGGAUGUUUGUACAAAUUUCAUGAUCGACCUGUAACGUAUCUUUAUAAUACAUUACACUAUUAUGAGCGAAAAUUGAGGGACAAUCCACCUCUUAAGCGACGUUUAGUCUUAGCAGUUCUGGGUUCCCUCAGAGAAAUCAGGGCAUCAGGAUGGGCACUCUCAGAAGCUUAUCAAAUGUACAUGACUCGAUCUACCGACGAUGUUGUUACUUGGUUACCGGAAUUAGAUUAUUACAUACGUUUAGUUCAAAGAAUCGUCGAAACAAUGUCAGGCACGGCUCAUUUUCCUGCGACUGAUUGGAGGUUCAAUGAAUUCCCUAAUCCUGCUGCUCAUGCACUGUACGUUACAUGUGUUGAAUUAAUGGCUGUUCCUGUUGCUCCAAAUUUAGUUGCUAAUUCAUUAUUAGAUGUCGUCGCAAAAGGGUACACAGUGAUACCAUCAGAUGAAAUCCAUUUAUGGAUAAAUUGUGUAGGAUUAUUAUUAGCAGCUUUACCAGAAUGUUACUGGUCAGCUUUACAUGAUAGACUGGUAGAAACUAUUAGCAGUCCAGGCUUAGCGACUUGGCAAUAUAAUAAUUUAACACCAUUUCAAAUGUUCAAUUUCAAUAAUACCCAUAAUAGUUUAUUAGAAAAUAAGUAUAGUUACAUGUUAGCAUUGGCGCAUUCUGUGUGGCAUCAUGCAGGUGUAGGACAAAUAACUAGUAUGCCUCAAUUUAUUAAAGAGAAACUUCAACCAGUUGUGAAUAGCGAAGAGCAACUGAUAUAUGCUUGCCAUUUAAUUGGCCCGACGUUAGCAAGAUUUAAUGCUGAAAGGCCACAUUGUGUUGUGGAACUAGCGGUUUGUUUAUAUGAGAUGCUGGAACAAGUGGAUCGUCUUCAAUCUCAUUUAAAAUACAUGGAUCCAGUCUGUGAUUUAUUGUAUCACAUAAAAUACAUGUUUGUUGGUGACAUGAUGAAGAAUGAAGUUGAAUGUAUUAUACGAAGAUUAAGGCCUGCGUUGCAAAUGAGACUACGUUUUAUUGCUCACAUAAACAUAGAUGAAAUUCAAUCUUCCUGAGACAAUCCUAACAUGGGCAGUUCGGAAGUAAAUCCAAGUUAAUAUCAAGUAUUGCGCUCAUAUACACAUUGUUUUUCUUGUGUAUGCACCUUUGCAUAAGCAAUGUAUUAUAAAUACCCCCGGAAUUUUAUAUCAGAACUUCAAAGUAUUUUACACUGCAUUUUCUACAUUUUUGUUUAUGAAGUAAGGAAGAUCUACGUACAAUAAAAAUAUUUCAAUGAAUGACUACGUAA
Megachile rotundata (alfalfa leafcutting bee) is the source of this 4584-nucleotide messenger RNA. RefSeq names its product mediator complex subunit 23 (gene MED23). The record is from RefSeq and is a predicted model, not a curated record. Gene Ontology annotation, biological process: positive regulation of gene expression; regulation of transcription by RNA polymerase II. Gene Ontology annotation, cellular component: mediator complex; transcription regulator complex. NCBI's taxonomy places the organism in Eukaryota, Metazoa, Arthropoda, Insecta, Hymenoptera, Megachilidae.